AGACGUUGCAGUUAUCGCCUUGCGUGAGGGCGAUCGGAGGUAAAAUAUGUGUAUGCCUGAUUAUGCCUGACAUAUUCAUCUUACUGCAGCAUUGUGGAAUGCGGAGAAAGCUACGUGACUGGCGCGGGGCUGCUUGCUCAACACCACCACCACCACCAUCGUCCUUCACUGCAACAAACACUUAUAACCUGCCAACCCGCAGGGCUUGAUCGCCCGAUUUUCGAAAGCUUCUUUGUUUCCUAUUUACUUACUUUCAACUACAGAUUCGCCUCCUUCAUCGACUCUCCUUUGUCUCCAUUGGACUUGUAGAUUUCCACCACGCGAUUGGCCAAUCUCGUAGCUAACUACCACCAACAUGGCCACACAUUCGCGUAAACAGAUCGUUGUCUGCGUCAGCAUAAUCUACCAUAUUCUCUUGACAGCCCUAGCAGCAUGCGGCUGGUCACGUGCCACCAAGUUCCAACUCCCCAUAUCUGACGUACUGAUGGGCUUCGCGACAGUCCUACCCUGCGCGUCCGGUAUCCUCCUCUGGAGCGGGUACGACUUGACGAGCGCGCAAGAGCGUCGAGACCGCGAGCCCAAAGGUAGCACGCCGCGCCCACCUCUCGUCACCUUCGCAAACACCGUCAUAUUCAUCUAUUCUACCGUCGUGAUGACACUACUGGGCACGCACGCCGCGCCACCAGCAGGCUUGAAUUGCGGGCUCGAGGACCGGUGGAAGCGGCUUUUCAUGGCCAAGAACAGCGAGGUGGUCAGGACCAUCCAGGAGGCGUUGCAGUGCUGCGGCUUCGUCAACUCGCAUGAUCGCGCGUGGCCGUUUCCGGAUAGGAGCCAUGAUGCUCAUGCGUGCGAGAAGGCGUUUGGGUAUACGAGGGGGUGUCUGGGGCCGUUGAAGGCGGAGGAACAGAGGGUCUCGGGUAUGCUUAUGGCUACGGUUGGUUUGGUGUUCAUUUGGCAGGUCGUAAUUAUAGUGUACCCCACCAAGCGCGACUCCUGGCUCCACCGGGUCAUGCCCGAGCAACUUCGACAAAUGAUUCUCGAGGCGAGACAACAACAUGGGGAUGGUGAUGGUGGGCCCCGUCGUGCCAUCGAUUACCUUCCUACGUAUCGGGAUAGAGUGGAGGAGGAGGACGUCACUGACGAGGAAGAUGGUGGUGUCGAAUCUCAGGGACGGCGCGCCAUCACGGAAGACAGGGAGAGGGAGCGUAGCGCUCUGUCGGAGAUGGCGGAUGGACAGCACAGCUCCAUCGUCGAGAAUGAGUGGACUCGUGGGUGAUCGUGUCGCGGGCUACGCAUCAGACAUGUCGGAAAAUUGAUUUCGAAUGGUCAUGCUCAGUGAAUGAUGGAAAUGGCGGAUGCAUUUUCCUUUCUCCGGUUACGAAUUCAUGAUACGGUCCUAUGAUGAAUGUAUCAUUAGCAAG
Molecule: messenger RNA, 1421 nt
Organism: Aaosphaeria arxii CBS 175.79
Lineage: Eukaryota; Fungi; Ascomycota; Dothideomycetes; Pleosporales
Exons: 4
Coding region: 356-1276 (306 amino acids)
Cellular component (GO): membrane
Source: RefSeq, a predicted model, not a curated record